Messenger RNA from Manis pentadactyla (Chinese pangolin), 4629 nucleotides. RefSeq names its product kelch like family member 5 (gene KLHL5). Gene Ontology annotation, molecular function: protein binding. Bases 800 to 2779 code for a protein of 659 amino acids. The transcript is spliced from 14 exons. The record is from RefSeq and is a predicted model, not a curated record. Lineage: Eukaryota; Metazoa; Chordata; Mammalia; Pholidota; Manidae.
UCCCAGGCCCCGCCGUCGGCGCGCGCCGCGCUGCGUGGAGGAGAAACCGCCAACCCCGCGGCCGAGGGGGUUUCUCGCGGACGCGCAGCCCGCGAGGAGGGGGCGGGGCCUGGCUGGAGUGGGCGGGGCGGAGAGCUGCUCGCGCAGCGCCAGGGGUAACGGACGAGCCGGGUCCAACCGCCACCCGUCCGCCUGAGCGGCACCCCAUCAGGAGCAACCCGCCGAGUUCGUCUCCGUCGCCCGCGCCCGGCUCGGCGCCGCCUGACUGAGGGGGAAGUGGUCCGCCCCGGGCCGGCCGGCUGCGGGGGUGAGGCUGCCGGGAAGGGGCUGGGGGCGCCGGCGGGGCCGAGCAUCUCUCUCCGCGGCCCGCUGCCCCCCGCCCCCCGCCUCCUCCCCUCCCCGCGCCUGGCCGUCCCGCCCCGCUGAGACCCCUGGCCGCCGCCGGAGCCCAACGCGCAGGGCAUAUACUUCUCUUGUCUUGGUUGGAUGCACAAAUCUGUGUGCAGUGCUUUUUGCCCGUUGCCUAGACGAUCGCUUGGUUUCUCUGAGGAUGUCUGGUUCUCGUAAAGAGUUUGAUGUGAAGCAGAUAUUGAAAAUCAGAUGGAGGUGGUUUAGCCAUCAAGCAUAAUCUCCUAAUUCUACAGUUGACAGCCAGCAGGGAGAAUUUUGGAAUCGAGGACAGACUGGAGCAAACGGUGGGAGAAAGUUUGUAGAUCCAUGUAGCCUGCAAUUGCCUUUGGCUUCAAUUGGUUACCGAAGGUCCAGCCAACUGGAUUUUCAGAAUUCACCUUCUUGGCCAAUGGCAUCCACCUCUGAAGUCCCUGCAUUUGAGUUUACAGCAGAAGACUGUGGCGGUGCACAGUGGCCGGAUAGACCAGAAGUGGAUGAUGACACUAGUGAAGAAGAAAAUGAAUCUGAUUCCAGUUCAUGCAGAACAUGGAAUUCUAAACUGUGGUGUUGGAAUAAUAACAAAUAUAAACCAGUCAUCUAUAAUCGCUUGUGUAAUGGAGAGAGGGGAAUAUUUUUACAUAGGACUUCCAAUAGUAGUCAGACAUUAUCAUCCUGCCAUACUAUGGAGCCAUGUUCAUCAGAUGAAUUUUUCCAAGCCCUUAAUCAUGCUGAGCAAACAUUUAAAAAGAUGGAAAAUUAUUUGAGACAUAAACAGUUAUGCGAUGUGAUUCUAGUUGCUGGUGACCGCAGAAUUCCAGCUCAUAGGUUGGUGCUCUCCUCUGUCUCAGAUUAUUUUGCUGCCAUGUUUACUAAUGAUGUCAGGGAAGCAAGACAAGAAGAAAUAAAAAUGGAAGGUGUAGAACCAAAUUCAUUAUGGUCCUUGAUUCAGUAUGCAUAUACAGGCCGCCUUGAAUUAAAAGAAGAUAAUAUUGAGUGCCUGCUCUCUACAGCUUGCCUUCUUCAGCUUUCACAGGUUGUAGAAGCAUGCUGUAAGUUCCUAAUGAAACAGCUUCACCCUUCCAACUGUCUUGGAAUCCGUUCUUUUGCUGAUGCCCAAGGUUGUACAGAUUUGCAUAAAGUGGCUCACAAUUAUACCAUGGAACAUUUCAUGGAAGUAAUUCGAAACCAGGAAUUUGUAUUAUUACCAGCCAGUGAAAUUGCAAAGCUCUUGGCCAGUGAUGAUAUGAAUAUUCCUCAUGAGGAAACCAUACUGAAUGCACUUCUUACUUGGGUCCGUCAUGAUUUGGAACAGAGACGGAAAGAUCUCAGUAAACUUUUGGCUUAUAUCAGACUACCUCUUCUUGCACCACAGUUUCUGGCAGACAUGGAAAAUAAUGCACUUUUUCGGGAUGAUAUAGAAUGUCAGAAACUUAUUAUGGAAGCAAUGAAGUAUCAUUUAUUACCAGAAAGACGACCCAUGUUACAAAGUCCUCGGACAAAACCUAGGAAGUCAACUGUUGGUACGUUGUUUGCAGUUGGAGGAAUGGAUUCAACAAAAGGAGCAACAAGCAUUGAAAAGUAUGAUCUUCGUACAAACAUGUGGACUCCUGUCGCAAAUAUGAAUGGGAGGAGGCUACAGUUCGGUGUCGCAGUGUUAGAUGACAAACUGUAUGUAGUUGGUGGAAGAGAUGGACUGAAGACCCUGAAUACCGUAGAAUGCUACAACCCUAAAACAAAAACUUGGAGUGUGAUGCCUCCUAUGUCCACACAUAGGCACGGCCUUGGUGUGGCUGUAUUGGAAGGUCCCAUGUAUGCAGUAGGAGGGCAUGAUGGCUGGAGCUAUCUGAAUACAGUGGAAAGAUGGGACCCUCAGGCUCGCCAGUGGAAUUUUGUUGCCACUAUGUCCACUCCCAGGAGCACAGUAGGUGUGGCAGUACUAAGUGGAAAACUUUAUGCAGUUGGCGGUCGUGAUGGAAGUUCUUGCCUCAAAUCGGUAGAGUGUUUUGAUCCUCAUACUAACAAAUGGACACUCUGUGCACAAAUGUCAAAAAGGAGAGGGGGAGUAGGAGUAACUACCUGGAAUGGAUUGCUGUACGCUAUCGGAGGACAUGACGUUCCUGCAUCCAACUUGACUUCCAGACUCUCAGACUGUGUGGAGAGAUAUGAUCCCAAAACAGAUAUGUGGACUGCAGUGGCAUCUAUGAGCAUCAGCAGAGAUGCAGUGGGAGUCUGUUUACUUGGUGAUAAAUUAUAUGCUGUUGGAGGGUAUGAUGGACAGACUUAUCUUAACACAGUGGAGGCUUAUGAUCCCCAGAAAAAUGAGUGGACCCAGGUUGCUCCACUGUGCCUAGGAAGAGCUGGGGCUUGUGUUGUGACUGUAAAAUUAUAAUGUAGUGCUUUGUUUUCUAAAUGAAAAUAUCUACCUUUAUGAAUUUAGUACGGUCAUUCUACUAGCAAUGAGUACAUUUUUAGUAAAUUUGCAGUGCCACAUUCCUGGGCACAAAGUGCCUGGUCUCAAAGUGAAGAUGUUAAAGGAAAAAAGAAUGGAUGAACCAGGACUAAAUACGACAUUUCUUAGAAAAUCAAAACUACAGCUGGUGAAUCGUGAAUAUGUUCCUGACAUAAAAUACAAGAACAAAUACACUGCUUCUAACCAUAACUCAGUGUUAACUGGGAAUUUCAUUUAGUAAUAGUCACUUUUACUCAGAUUUUCCAGAUUUCUUUUAUUACAAUGCAAACAUACCAGAUAAAAAUUUUAGUAUUUUGCUUUGUAACUUUAUCAUACAUGAGUUGCAGUAAUUUUUAUUCAUUUGUUUGUUUAAUCAUAAUGAUAUACUAAAGACUAUGCUAUUUAGUUUUUUCAGAAAUAGCUGCAUUAUAUGUGCUUUGGUUGCCAAUUUUAUUUCUAAAAUUGGCUUAGUCUUAAUGACUAAAGAAAAACAUUAAAGAGUUAAAACAAUGACUGAAAAAAUGGUAUGAUCUUUGGGGUCUACUUAAAUAUUUAUCUAUUAGAUGUAGAUUCACUAAGAACUACAUGUUAUGAUAGUCUCAAAUUGGAAAUGAAACAUGGUUUAAGAUAUGCAAAUUUAUGUAGAGAAAAUAAAUGUUAUAUACCCUAUAAUAUUCUUUCAUCUAACUAGUAUUUAAUUAUAUGGGUUUGUUUUCUUUUGUAUUAUAAAAGAUGUUUUGAUUUUGUCUUGAUAUGGACAAAACUGUUCGGGUAUUCUUAUGUUCUCAAGUCUAUGUAUACCUCCCUUGCCUUGUUUUCUUAAGUUUUGGCAGUUAGUAACCCUUUGUGCUUCUUUGUGAUCAAACAUUUUGGGGGAAUCGUGUUUGAAAAAUAAGUUUAAACUGUUUAUUACCCAAGGUUUUGUACAUUUGUAAACUCUUAAUUACAUAUGUGAAUGUUAAUAGACUCAGUGAAUUGCUUAUUUGCAAAAAUGCACUGAGCAGUAACAUUUUAUGGUAAAUCCUUUAAGGUAUAAGUCAUUAACUUACAGCUUAAUAUAAAGUGAGUGUAAACUAAAUUACAAUCUUUUAAAAUACAGUGUUGUGGUUAGUGUGUUUUUCCAUUUCAUAUCAAGGUAGACUUGAUAGUUGUUUUUUAAAAAUUAAAACAAACUCUUUUUUUUUUUUUUUUUGACCUGAUUUUGAAUGUUCAUGAAAUGUUUCUACCUUGGAACCCAAGAAAUGGAGUAUUUCUGUUCAUAGAACAAAUCCUCUGGUCAUUUUACUGGUGUGGCUGCUAGGAAAAUAAUACUGAUAGUAACAAACACAAUAAUAUUUCAUACGUUACGGGUAUGAAUUCGAUUACAUUUGACCCUUGAAUAACACUGGGGUUGGGGAACCAACUCAUACAGUUGAAAAUCUGCAUGUAACUUUUGACUCCCCAAAAACUCAGCUAAUAGCCUGCUGCUGGUCAGAGCCUUACCGAUAACAUAAGCAAUCAAUUAACACAUAUUUUGUGUAUUAUAUGUACUACAUAUGGUAUUCUUACAAUAAAGUAAACUAGAGAGAAGAAAAUGUUUUUUUAAAUUGUUGCAAAUCUCCAAAGUUUUUCCAUUAUAUUUGUUGAAAAAAUUGCAUGUAUAAGUAGACCCUCCCAGUUCAAACCCUGUUUGUUCAAGAGUCAACUGUAUUUUUCUGACAAGGGGGGAUCAGCUGUAGAGUAUAUAUAGUUAGAGGAAGGGAGAGAAAAGAGGAAGACAUAUAACAAAUAAAACAAAAAUUUCAAAAGCA